CAAACAAACGUUCCUUACAAGCAAUCAUGAGUCAAUACGUGCAUGUACCAAAAUCAGAACUCGACGAAGCUCAGCUGCGCCAGCUGGAGGAGCACGAAAUCAGCCAGGGGCCCCUUUCAGUUCUGCAACAGGCAGUCCGCAACCACGCCCAAGUCCUCAUUUCUUUGCGGAAUAACAAGAAGCUUCUCGCUCGUGUAAAGGCCUUUGAUCGCCACAGUAAUAUGGUACUUGAAAACGUCAAAGAGAUGUGGACCGAAGUCCCAAAGGGUAAGAACAAGAAGCCAGUCAACAAGGAUCGGUUUAUCAGUAAAAUGUUCUUGCGUGGAGACUCGGUAAUUCUUAUUCUGCGCAAUCAAGCUUAGAUCGACAUCCAACAAUCUGCAAGGGCCGAGGGUACUCUACGGCCCAUCUCGUCCCUUUUGCAGCUCUACUCCAUGUAUACCGCGGAACAUGGCACCGAUAUGAUUGUUGCAUGUCCUUUAAGCAUUACAUUGACGUAAUUUGGGUAUCCCUGUUGUUUGUAUGGUUCGCUUCACUUAAAAAUACACUCCUUGCAGCGCUUUGAGCGUAUCGGAACCGCGCUCAGGGCAAUCUAACUGAAGCUGAAGCUUGUUACCCCGAGCAUCUCUUUUUUUCAAUUAU
Molecule: messenger RNA, 642 nt
Organism: Suillus discolor
Lineage: Eukaryota; Fungi; Basidiomycota; Agaricomycetes; Boletales; Suillaceae
Exons: 6
Coding region: 27-362 (111 amino acids)
Biological process (GO): spliceosomal snRNP assembly; RNA splicing
Cellular component (GO): U5 snRNP; catalytic step 2 spliceosome; U4/U6 x U5 tri-snRNP complex
Molecular function (GO): RNA binding
Source: RefSeq, a predicted model, not a curated record